Molecule: messenger RNA, 2628 nt
Organism: Fusarium musae
Lineage: Eukaryota; Fungi; Ascomycota; Sordariomycetes; Hypocreales; Nectriaceae
Exons: 3
Coding region: 1-2628 (875 amino acids)
Biological process (GO): protein secretion
Source: RefSeq, a predicted model, not a curated record
AUGGCAAGCUCUUCAUCUUCUUCUGCUGCUGCACACCCAAAGAUACUUGAGGAGAUAGUUGAAGCCGUCUGGAAACUCUUGCCUGCUCUAAACACACUCAUUAAGCCAUCAGUUCUCCCACAAUGGCUGAGAGAUCCUCUGGUCCAGACGCUCACUCUCCUCCCUUUACGCCCAACUGGCGUCCGUGGGACCAUGGAAUUUGUCUUCUCAGUACACCCUAGUAAUGUUGGUAGAACCCAAGACGCAAAAGCUGGACCACAAAAGCAAGGAGCUAGCAUAACGCAUGAAGGUGUCGCCGUUGCAACGAAACUCCUCUCCUCAGUUCCGACCAGUAUGACAGCGGAAACGUGGUUCCAGGGCAUCUCAGGGCAGCUAUUUGAGCUCAUCGAUGGGACUGCUGGUCCUGAACUCGUAAAGACCGCUUCUCAAAUCGUGGGUUAUGGUGUAUUGGGGAAUAAACAAUAUGGUGCACCAGGAUCUCCCGGUUGGAAUGCAUUUGUUCAGCCUCUAGUCCAGGAUAUAAACCCAACGUUACGAUCGAUGGGCAACCCUGAUUUUACUGCCAUCAAGCAAGAAAACGACGAAAUUGUCGAUCUCAGCCGUGAUCGUGUUCUCGUCACCUCCCAAUCUCUCAAAACCUCGCUACAACGCCUUAUGACCCUGGUGAUGUCCAACUCUUCACCCGGGCUAUGCCGACGUCUUCUCAGGCUUGUAUUAGUACAGAUAUGGGUUCUCGCCUCGUGGCAAAACCCGCCACCUAGUACCGAAGAGAACUUUAUCAAGCCUGCUAGGGCAUUGUUACACGCCUAUCUGAGGAUAUUCGGCAAUUCCGAAAGUGUUAGACCAUUCAUUCGAAACCUCCUCUGCAGAGGCGCCACAGAAGGAAGUAAAAAGCCUUGGGAGUAUCGACUCAAAGGUAAAGGAGACAUUGAGAUCACAGAACCCCGUGGACUUGAUUCAACCUCAGGCUUUGAGCUGAACUGGAACGAGCUCGAAGGCAAAGCAGCUAAACUGGUUGAGUUCAUAACCACAUCAUGCUCCUUUACAGAGGUGUCAUCCAUCUUCUUGAGCCUCCUAAAGCGCUGGAUGGAAACAGCAGACAAACCGAAUGACGGGAUCAAAAUUGAUCUGCGUUCUGAGGAUGAAAAGACAGAUUCACUUCUACAAAAUCUUUUUGAGGUCACUAUUCUACAGAAGUUGAUGGACAAAGCUCCAGAAAAGCUCGUGAGCCAGUUUGAUCAGCUACUAGAGUUGGUAUGCGAAGUUCUUACUGCAGAUACUCAGUCGAGGCUAGCAGAUGACCUACUCGUUGUGGUACUAAGCUUACUGAAUCUGGUCAUCACUGCACCGACAUUCCAGAAAUCCCACAUUAAACCAGAAGAGCUCAAUAUUGUAGAGAAUUCCCUGCAACGAUUGAGCAAUGAAGAUAGGCCACAGUUGUCAGCUACAGCAAGGAACCUAGCGCUGCUUCUUAAGUAUCGAGACGAAAUGGAGCAGGAUGAAGUCUCUGCUUCGGCGCUCAGCACCCGGCAGAUCGAAGAUCAGAGGACGUAUAAAUUGGCCAUGGAAUAUGUCACUGGGGGCGAUGACAAUCCAGCACCCAUCGUUUCUGAAGGCUUGAACUUGCUUUCUGGUCUGAUUCUUAAAGACAGCCCAAUACUCGACAUCCCUGCAAUUGCCGUGCUUUUAUCGACCCUACUGGAGAACAACGACGACUACAUAAACCUUCGAGUCAUCAAAGUUUAUACUCAGCUGGCCAACAAACAUCCUAAGUCGGCAGUUCAAGAGCUUCUAGACCACUACUUAGACCCACAGGAAAAGUCUACGACGGACGUUCGGCUGCGGUUUGGAGAAGCUUUAUUGCAAGUGAUCCAGCGACUAGGGGAAACCUUUACCAGUGAUGUUGCACGUCAAGUUAGCGAGACCUUGCUGUCUAUCGCUGGACGUCGUGGAUAUCGAGCCAAAACCAUGGCUAAACAAGCUCGUGAUGAGAAGCUCAGAAAGCUGAAGAAGAGAAAGGACGAUGAGGACGAUGACAUGGACUUGGAUGAAGAAGAAGUGACGGAAGAAGAGAGGGCUAGGAACGACAUUCUGGCUCAAAUCCUUCAAGGAUGGGAAAGUAAGAGAGGCGCAGAAGACGUUCGAAUACGAACUUCUGCCUUGUCAAUCUUUGGCGCUGCCAUUGAAACGAACAUAGGAGGCAUUGGGCCAACGCUCGUAUCUGGUAGCGUUGACCUUUGCAUUAAUAUCCUGGCAAUGGAACGAGAGAUGGAGACGGCAAUUCUACGAAGAGCUGCCAUCCUGAACGUGUUAAGUUUUGUUAGGGCUCUCGACGCUGCCAAGGAAUCUGGCAGGAAACUUGGCUUUGGUCUGACUGACGAGAGCCGAGAAGAUAUUGUGAGGACACUGCAAUAUGUGGCUCAGACGGACAACGAUGGACUGGUUCAACAACAUGCAAAGGACGUGGUUGAAAGCCUUGAAAACUGGCAAAUGGCAAGCAUCCUCCCGCCACAAGAGCCAACAAGCAGUCCAGGAUUCACUCAGCUGGCGGGCCUCCAUGUCAACCCCAGCGGAACUUUGGUGGACGCAGCUGGGAAGCCUCGGCCACGAAUUGAGGAGGUUGAAUGA